AUGCCAGAACAACAAGAAAUCGCAAGCUUAUAUACCAUCCAAACAACAGGUAGUCCUUCAACUGAUGAGGUACCUGAAGAUUACUUGAGAACAAUCGAAGAAAAGAUUUAUAAUAAAAGACACAUUGAUGAUAGAAUUCAAAAUAUUGUAAUUAACAAGGAUUAUGCAGUUCUAUUUUUGCACAAGUACCACAAAGUAAAAAAGAUAGAACUUUCCUUACUUGAAGGAGAAAAUGUUAGAGACACACACUCAAAAAAUUUCGAGCAGACAUACUUUUUAUUUCAUGACACCAUACUGUCUAAAACAUCAAAGGAGGAGCCAGCAAAAUCAGGUACUGAAAUUCAGCUAACGCAAUUGCAAAACCUCACAAUUAUAUUUUGUGAAAAUAAUAGUUACGUAUUACCCAUUAUUUUCCCCAAUUUUAUGAGGUUGCAUAUUUUGAAGGAUCAGUUUCCUUAUACCAUUUUACAAUCGCUAGUUAACGAUAAUAUCAUAUCAUUCGACAAAUUCUUCCAGAAAGUAAAGAAAAAAGUUAAAAAAAUAGAAGUACAAAGCGAUACAAGUUAUAGAUUAAAUCUAAAUCAUUUUAAAAAACUAUCGUUUUUAAAAUCUAAUUUCGAAACAUGUCUCGAUUCUCAGAAAAUUGCAAAUAAGCCAAUUUUGAAGUUUGUAAAUGAACAAAAGAGGGCAUUUGCAAAAAAUGCAGCUAUUGUUAAUUGCUGCUGUAGUAUAUCUCAUUCGAUUGAAGAAGCAAAAUUAGAAGCGGAUGAACUGUCGAAGUACAUUACUGAAGUCGAUAAACAAUUAAAUCGGUUAUAUCAGACACGGCUUACUUCAUUCCGUGGUAUUUUUGUAACACUGAUUGUAUUUACAUCAAUAUUUAUUUCCGGGUUAUUUAAAGAUAUCUACAAUGACAGUGCCUCUACAGGGAUAAUUAUUGCAUUUAUAUUAUUGGUGAUAUUUUGUGGGAUAUGUUUUUUAAUUUUGAUAUUAUUGUAUUGGCAUAUCUCUCUUUUAUGGUUCCUGCCGUUAAACAGGAACACGGAUGAGAAAAACAAUAAAGACGCCUCGAACACAAGAGAUUUAGAAAUAGUAUAUUCUGAGUUCGAACAAGGUCAUAAUUCAAAUUCCAGCAGUGUUAGAACAAACCCCGAGAAUGUAUAA
Messenger RNA from Tetrapisispora phaffii CBS 4417, 1164 nucleotides. RefSeq lists its product as uncharacterized. Bases 1 to 1164 code for a protein of 387 amino acids. The record is from RefSeq and is a predicted model, not a curated record. NCBI's taxonomy places the organism in Eukaryota, Fungi, Ascomycota, Saccharomycetes, Saccharomycetales, Saccharomycetaceae. The transcript has a single exon.